AUGCGCACUAGUUGCCGGGCGGCUUCCGGGGGACUCUUUGUGCGCGUGCGCAGCAGAACCAUUUCCGCCCCCUCCCUGCGCACGUCCUGGCGGUUCUCUGAGGGAGACGGAGACGAGGGCGGCUGCCAUUUUGUCUCUUGCAGUUGGGCCUCUCCCUCUGUGAGGCAGAGCGAGGGGAGAGUAGCGCUGUUGCUGCUGGAGGCGAGCGAGUACCGCGCGUGUUUCAGCUGGUGUAGCCGGGCGGGCCGCGACGAGGCGCGCUUGCGGACGUGGCGAGGCCGUACGGAAGAGGCCGCGCCGUUGGGUCUGGCGAGUUUUCCCGCAGUAGCAAAAGCAAAGCGGUCGCGCUGUUUCCUUCCCUCCGUUGAGGGAAGUCGCGGAGCCUGGGCGCUCUCCGGGUCCAUUCGCCCCACACGGGCCUGGUUAGUAGCGCUAAAGGGUGGUCGUGUGUGUAUGUGUGUGUGUACACGCGUGUGCGUGCACGGGUGUAUGUGUACACGCGUGUUUGUUUUUUUGGCACGCGGGUAAGCUGCCUGACUGUUCUCGGUAGUGAGUCUCUUAAGCUGCAGAAACACCUCCUGCCCCCCGUACUGUGCUUCUUUCCCUUGUGGUAAAAGGGGCCGAGCGAUACCCCGGUGGGUGCUAACUUAAAGGUAUUCAAUGGUGCGCGGGCAGCCGGUGACGGGGAGAGCCUGGUGGCUGCUUGUAGGGAGAGGCCGCGCCUAUGUCUUCCCUAUUCCGGCGUCAAUCCGGUGCGGUGACAAAAUAAUGCCUUCAAACGAACACAGUUCUUUUGUGUGGACGGAAAUCAUUCCGGCGUGGGGACCAAUUACAGCUCUGACUUAGGAGUGGCUGAUCCGGUUGGUGAUUCCAGUUCAUACCCGGUGACGGGCAUCAUGGCUUUUGGUUUUUCUUUUUUGUCCUCCUAGCCACAGAAUUUGUUGUUCUCCCACGCGUACUCGGAUGGUUGGUUAAUAGCAAUCCCUUGGAACCCACUGGACCUUUCUGCCGCUGGCAUCCCUGGGAGUGCAUUGGAAUGUACAGGAACUGGUAUGGGAGAACCACGGAGGACUAAGGAGAUGCCGACCGCAUUCACAGCUUGUUUUAAGAAAUGGUUCUUCAUGGCUGGCCAAGAAAUGUUCUGUGGUGGUGUGAUUUCUUCUAGCCAGCAUUUACGUGGAGAAAAAGGAAGAAUGCUAGUUGCUCAGGAUGACAUGCCUUCUCUGCACUUCACAUACUCUGUACAAAGUAUAUUUUUGCUCUGUCAGGAUAUCCCUGAGUUCUAUCGUGCACCAAUCCCUGGGAAGGAAUAGCCUAGACACUACAGUACUCCAGUAAUGUCAUUAUCAUGAACAGUUAAGGAUAGGAGUUAGAAGUGCCAGUUUUAGUAGGAAUCUAUAUUCUUGUUUUGUGUUAGCUUCUUUCUCAGCAAGGACUGCAUAGGAGUAAAGUACACUUACGGGCUUUUUUAAUUGGGAAUAACUAUUUUGUGGAUAUACAAAACACUUUGCAACUUCUCCAUUUUCCCUAGUUGUUUUUUGAUCUAAAUUCUAUUUACUCAUCUAAAUCUUUAUAUGCCUUGUCCACACCUGAUAACCAAGAGUUGCUACAGUAAAUUGUUAAUAUUUGUUUCAUUUUUUGUUAUUGUUGGGGGAUGGGGCUCUAGAAGUAAAAUCUUGCCUUGCGGUGAAGACUUGUCUACUUGCUUUGGAGGUCUCUGCUGGGACUGAAAAAUAAUUUAUAGUUGUCUUUUUUAAAAAACCGCAAAAACAUGGUGGAUUUUAUCCAUGGUGUUGGUGUAAGAUCUUGAGUUACCUAGGAGUAUUUAGAUUCUAGAACAGUUUUAGCUGGUUUUCUAGCAUUGUUAGAGUGCUAUUACACUGAUGCCCUGCUUGCAAGGACAUCUGGUUGGCCACUGUGAGAACAGCAUGCUGGACUAGAUGGGCCACUGGCCUGAUUCAGUAGGCUAUUCUUAUGUUCUUGUUCUUGCUUCCCAACAAUAACAACAUAUAAGAAGAAUGUUUGAUAUUAGCCUUUUGAGUAAUGAGAUGUUAUUAAUCCCUAUUGAUUAGAAUACUGCCAUUGAUUUCAGUAUGAUAUUGAUAGUGUUUUUAGAGAACUAUUCAGACUUCUCAAAAAGCCCUUGUUAGAAACUUCCAGAUUGGUGGUCUAUGAUCUUUGCAGAGGGGGUGAAAGAAAGUAGGCCUUCUCGAUGUACUUUACUGAAAUCAAGUUUAAAGUAAAUAAGAUUUCAUAGUUUGCUUUCUUGGUCGUGUGGAUCAGUUAUAGAUGAAUUGGGUUCUUGCACCGUUCCUAUAUAUGCUAGAUAAUUCGGACAUUUAUUUUUGAGUAGGUUUCAUUGAACUCAGUUGAACCUCCGGUUUUGGGCUACCCAGUUUCUGUUGCUUCAUAUUUAUGUAUUUUAUGGAAUUUGUGAAAAGAUUGGCUUGGAAAGCGCCAUGAAACUGUUUUAUGAAUGUAGUCAGUAUAUUUGAGUCCCUUGACUUUCGUGAUGUUUUAGUGCUCUAAAGAGAUAUCAUAGAAUAUAUUGUAUUCUGGAUUUGUGGUUGAAUGACAAGCAUUCGUGGUGAAAUUGGAAUGGGCAUAAGCAGUAUAUUUUCCUGAAUUUACUUAAUUUUUUGGAUUUUUCUUCCAAUAUGGUCAUCUUUACAACAACGAAUUAAACUACAGGCGAACAUCUUGUCACCCUCUUCUGAAAAGAAUUUAAGAACAACUGCCGACUCCUAUUUUUGUGUGGGACUUUUGGGUUCUUCCACCCAACUGUCUGUGGAUCUUUUGAAGACUGAUUUCAAACUAUUUUCUUCACUUGUUGCAAUCUGUUUUAAAUGGAUACUCUGGCCAAAAUGUUGUUCAGUUGAGAUUGGUUAUUUUUGAUUUUUGUGCCUCUCUGGACUGGGAAAUAAUUUUAACACAAGAAUACCAAUCUUGAUUUCUUACUAAUGUUGACCAUGAUUAUGAAUAUACCACAGUAACACAGCAUAGUAUGUAAACCUGCUUCUUGACCAUUAAUAAUGUUUCAUUUUCUUUCCACAGUUAA
Molecule: messenger RNA, 3058 nt
Organism: Podarcis lilfordi (Lilford's wall lizard)
Lineage: Eukaryota; Metazoa; Chordata; Lepidosauria; Squamata; Lacertidae
Source: the annotation of a GenBank genome assembly